GAAGAGUUAAGUCGUCAGUUGCCACUCAUUCCUCGAACGUGGUUAAGCAACAUGGCAACCGGCGAUAACAGAAAAGUUGCUCUGAUAACAGGUAUCACCGGACAAAGUUUUUACUGGAAAAGGGAUAUGAUGUGCAUGGCAUUAUCAGGCGAGCUAGUUCAUUCAAUACCGCACGUAUUCAGCAUCUUUAUGAAGAUCCAAAAUGUCACCGUCAGGGUAAAAUGAAAUUGCAUUAUGGUGAUAUGACUGAUUCUAGCAGUUUGAUCAAGGUCAUUAGCCAGGUACAACCAACAGAGAUUUAUAAUUUGGCAGCCCAGAGUCAUGUUAUGGUAAGCUUUGAAGUAAGUGAAUACACUGCGGAAGUAGAUGCAGUAGGAACCGUAAGAUUAUUAGAUGCAAUACGUACAUGUGGUUUAGAAAAAUCUAUAAAAUUUUAUCACGCGUCAACAUCUGAACUUUAUGGUAAAGUGAAUUGUGUUCCGCAAAAUGAGAAAACGUCAUUUUAUCCGCGCUCUCCAUACGCUUGCGCCAAACUUUAUAGCUUUUGGAUUGUUGUAAACUAUAGAGAAGCUUACAAUAUGUUUGCAUGUAAUGGAAUAUUGUUCAAUCACGAGAGCCCACGAAGAGGAGAGAACUUUGUCACUAGAAAGAUCACCAGGUCUAUAGCAAAAAUACAACUUGGUCUAUUGGAUGUGCUUGAAUUAGGAAAUUUAGAUGCAAAACGCGAUUGGGGCCAUGCCAAAGACUAUGUAGAAGCAAUGUGGCUAAUGCUUCAACAAACAGAACCAGAUGAUUAUGUUAUAGCAACAGGAGAGACACAUAGUGUCAGAGAAUUUGUGGAAGUAGCAUUUAAUUAUGUGGAUCGCACGAUUAAAUGGGAAGGAGAAGGUGUGAAUGAAGUAGGACGAGAUGAACAAACUGGAAAAAUAUUGGUUCGUUUAAACCCAAAAUAUUUCCGUCCGACCGAAGUGGACAUACUUAUGGGUGAUGCAUCUAAAGCAAGAAACAAAUUUGGUUGGAAACCAACAAUCACAUUCACAGAUCUUGUAAAAGAUAUGAUGGAGUCUGACUUGGAAUUGAUGCGAAAAAAUCCAAACGCCUAAGAGCAUCGCGUAAAUUACUGCACAACCAAAUGCAUUUCCAAAAUACCUUAUUUCCAUAAAGUAUCAGUAUUUAAAGGCUGAGUGAGCUCAAUAUGAACUCUUAAUGAGGUCAUCAGUUUCUAAUGAUAUAGAUAGAUACGUAUAUUGCCGAUGCCUGAUAUGGGCCUCAUUUGAGGGAUGCUAUCCUAUAAAAUGGGAAGGGAAUAUAGAGUGCAGAGAUGUGACCAAUCAUUUAUCCGUUCUGAUUUCAAACGGCCGAGUUUUGCGAUUGAAUGGAGCAUAGUUUAUGAAGAGAUUUUUUAUCUCAAACUUGUUAUAACUUAAAUGAAUAUGUUAUAAUUCCAUUGAAAUUGUAUACUACUCUUAAAAUUUAGUUAUUAUAAAUGUAAUUAUAUAUUUUUCUUAUAAUAUUGAGGUUACAUUUAUUGGCUGAAAUUAAUAAAACUUGAUUUUUCA
Harpegnathos saltator (Jerdon's jumping ant) is the source of this 1559-nucleotide messenger RNA. It is a transcript of the gene Gmd, whose product is annotated as GDP-mannose 4,6 dehydratase. Bases 222 to 1103 code for a protein of 293 amino acids. The transcript has 7 exons. NCBI's taxonomy places the organism in Eukaryota, Metazoa, Arthropoda, Insecta, Hymenoptera, Formicidae. Gene Ontology annotation, molecular function: GDP-mannose 4,6-dehydratase activity. Gene Ontology annotation, biological process: 'de novo' GDP-L-fucose biosynthetic process. The record is from RefSeq and is a predicted model, not a curated record.